Molecule: messenger RNA, 336 nt
Organism: Laccaria bicolor S238N-H82
Lineage: Eukaryota; Fungi; Basidiomycota; Agaricomycetes; Agaricales; Hydnangiaceae
Exons: 2
Coding region: 1-336 (111 amino acids)
Source: RefSeq, a predicted model, not a curated record
AUGUGUAGCGUGAUGAUGAACGGCGAGAUGUCGCCGUUCAUCGUCGUCAUCUACUUGGUGCCACGUCGCCAACAGCGACGUGGCAACCAAACGACGGACGACGAAAUCUCGUCGUCCGUCGUCUCUGCUUAUAUUAUCAUGGUGAGCAGGCACUCUGCCACGUCACGCAACCCCACCACUGCAGACAACCACAGCCGCCCAACACACGAACGACGACCUGCGCCUAUGAAAAACGACGACCAGCACACGCCAACACCCCAGAGCCACAAGCGACAGACGGACGACGACGAAAAUGCGCCGAGCGCUGCCAAAAAAAAAGAACGCCCACCAUCGUGA